AUGCAACCUCGGCAGAUGUUUGCAACUGUCAAACAAGUGUUGAAUUUGCUGCAACAGCUUUGCCGGAAAGACGGGCACCAAGUUGAUAUAAAGCAUUGGAGAAAAAGAGAGAAAGAUAUUGGUAGUGUUUAUGUUGAUGGUCAAUUUAUUGUUUCCGCUUCUUCUGAAACCAAAGGAAAUGCUAAACUUCAUGCUGCAAAGGCUGCACUUGAAAAGUUGGCCUAUAAAUCUACUGGUAAAUCGGAUAUUAAAGUUGAACCAAACACAGAGAUUGGAGGAGCAAUGCAGAAGCUGAAUGAGCUAUGUAGAAGGAAGAAAUGGCCCCUACCAACUUACAGAAUAGAGAAACAGGUAGGUCCUCCUUACGAUAGGAGGUUUAUAUGUUCUGUGCAAGUUGCAGUUGCUGAAGGCGUGCUUCUUGUGACGGUAGGGGAGAAGUCGCGAGUAAAACAUGCAGAGAAUUCUGCUGCUUCAGCGAUGAUUUGGGGUCGGCAAGAUUCUAAUUUCUGA
This is a messenger RNA of Lycium ferocissimum, 510 nucleotides long. RefSeq names its product ribonuclease 3-like protein 2. The record is from RefSeq and is a predicted model, not a curated record. Lineage: Eukaryota; Viridiplantae; Streptophyta; Magnoliopsida; Solanales; Solanaceae. The transcript has 3 exons. The coding region runs from base 1 to 510 and encodes 169 amino acids.